ACAUUAAGGAACGGCGCCCGGCAGCGGCUGCGGGCAGAACCGAGCGGCAGCAGCCGGGCCGGGCUCUCCCGGGCCGGUACCGGCAGCACCGGAGCGUCCCCCGAGCGGUGCCGGUACCGACGGAACCCCCCCGGCAGCGGGGCCGGGCCGCGAGCAGCGCCCGGAGCUCCCCCGGCCCCGGCAUCGCUGCGGAUGGAGGCUCGGAGCGAUGGAUGGAGCCGGGGAUGGAGCGGCUGGAGCGGCCACCAGCAGGGCCCGGGGACGACUUUGUGCAGGAACAUCUCCGCCGGGGAAAUCAGGAAUAUAAGGGCAUGUAAUCCUGCCAGAAGCCUCUCCCCUGUUUAUUUUCCUCUUCCCACAUCCAUGCUGGCAACUUGGGGGAAUAAUUUAAUAUAAAGGCGAGCAGGGAGAGCAGAGGCAGUUGCAGAACGGCGUGAAGGUAACCUUGAGCUGAGCCCUAUAAACCCCGGCCUCCGUCAAGGCAGGAUUAAAGAAACUUUCCUGGCAAUCCAGAGCUGGGAAUCACAGCGUGGCACUGGGAAUCACAGCCCCGGGCUGCCCCCGGCCAGCCUGGCUCUGUCACACUGCACCUUCUCAUCCGGUGGAGAUUUCUUGCCCUGGGAGUGAGCUGAAAGGGGUUCCCAUGAACAAAGGGUCCCAGGCAGCAUUCCAGGCUCCAGGCGCGUCCAGGGACUUUUCAUUCUUUGUCUGAAAGGGUAGCGGUGCCGUUCCCAUCCGAGCGAUGCCUGACGGAGCCGGUGCCGCCGGCAGCGAGGAGCGGUGGCAGCUGAUCGGCUUUCAAAUCACCUUCAAACCUCGAUUUCCUUAACAUGAUCCCUCCAUCAGCGCAGUCCCCCGGGCACAGCCGCGGGGCUUGGCUGGCAGGAGAAUAAACCGGGGCUGGAGGUGACAGCCAGCGCUGGAAUACCCCGGCCACGACGCGGGGACCCAAAAUCCACCUUCCCCAGCACGCCAGGACUUUUUAGGGUCGAGUAACAGAUUUGCACGACCUCUCCUUGCAGCCCUCAGCCCAUCUGCUCGCCGGGAUUCACCUCCAAUCCAGGCGGGAUAAUCGGAGCAUCCCUGGAGCCGCCUCGCAGCUUCCCCGCGGCUCCGGCAGCCGCGGAAGGGAUGAAGACGCUAUGGCCAAGCUUUUGCUAAAACUCCAGCGGUAUUUUCGGCGCAAACCCGUGCGUUUCUUCACGCUGCUGGCUCUGUACCUGGCGGCCGGCAGUUUGGUUUUCCUGCACUCGGGUUUUUCGGGGGAGCCCACGGUGCCGGGGAGCCCCCGCAGCCCCGCGGCCGCGGAGGGGCCGGGACUGCCCUACCUGGGGGUGAUGCAGCUCAGCCGCGGAUUCAAGGCGGCAGCCACGAUACCGGCGGGGAGCCGACGGCACGGGGCAUGGUUCAGAAACACCUCCAAGGAGCCGUCGGACAGGGGAAAAUCCCGGGAGAACAGCGGCACCCGGAGCCGGGCGCUCAGGGGCAGGAGCGGCAGAGAGAAGGAGGAGGACAGAGCUCGGUACAUCGGCUGCUACGAGGACAACACGCGGCAGAGGACCCUGCGCGGGAUGUCCUUCUUCGACUACAAGAAGAUGACGGUGUUCCGUUGCCAGGACAACUGUGCUGAGCGGGGGUACCUGUACGCAGGGCUGGAGUUCGGGGCCGAGUGCUACUGCGGGCACAAGAUCCAGGCCUCCAACGCCAGCGAGUCCGAGUGCAACAUGGAAUGCAAGGGAGAGAGGAGCAACACCUGCGGCGGCGUCAACCGGCUCUCCAUCUACCGCCUGGAGCUGGCCCAGGAGUCUGCAAGGAGGUAUGGAAGCGCGAUAUUCCGGGGGUGUUUCCGCCGGCCGGAAAACGUCUCCAUCGCCCUGCCCGCCAGCCAGCUCAUGCUCAACAUGUCCGUGGAUAAAUGUGUGGAUUUCUGCACAGAGAAGGAAUUCCCGCUGGCAGCGCUGGCAGGCACCACGUGCCGCUGCGGUUUUCCCAGCACGCUGUUCCCGCUGCACGAGCGCGAGGACGAGCAGCUCUGCGCCCACAAAUGCGCCGCCGAGGAGUUCGAGAGCUGCGGCUCCGCCGAGUUCCUGCUGGUCUACCAGACACAAGUGCAGGACAAUCGCUGCAUGGACAGGAGGUUCCUGCCCAGCCGUGCCAAGCAGUUGGUGGCCCUGGCCAGCUUUCCUGGAGCUGGGAACACCUGGGCCAGGCACCUGAUCGAGUUGGCCACCGGCUUCUACACCGGCAGCUACUACUUUGAUGGCUCCCUCUACAACAAAGGAUUCAAGGGCGAGAGGGAUCACUGGAGGAGUGGCAGGACCAUUUGCAUCAAGACCCACGAGAGCGGGCAGAAGGAGAUCGAGUCCUUCGACUCGGCCAUCCUGCUCAUCCGCAACCCCUACAAGGCGCUGAUGGCCGAGUUCAACCGCAAGUACGGGGGGCACAUCGGCUUCGCCGCCCACGCCCACUGGAAGGGCAAAGAGUGGCCAGAAUUUGUGGCCAACUACGCCCCGUGGUGGGCAACCCACACGCUGGACUGGCUGCGCUUCGGGAAGAAGGUGCUGGUGGUGCACUUCGAGGACCUCAAACGCGACCUGUUCGUGCAGCUGCAGAGGAUGGUGGCACUGCUGGGUGUCACAGCCUGCGAGGACAGGCUGCUGUGCGUGGAGGGACAGAAGGAUGGCAACUUCAAGCGCUCGGGGCUGCGCAAGCUGGAGUACGACCCCUACACCGCCGAGAUGAGGAAGGCGAUCGGCGGCUACAUCCGAACCGUGGACGCGGCGCUGAAGCUCCGCAACCUCUCCGGGGUUCCUGAGGAUUAUUACCCCAGAUGAUGGUGACCACGGCGGGGGGACUGAGCCCUGCUUGCCCAGUGUCCUCCCAGCGAUUUCUGGCGAAUUCCACCCAGUGGGUGGCUCCUCUUUUAACCCUCCGUGCGCUGCUGUAGCUGUUGGUCACUCCCUGCAUGAGCCGCCACAGGUCCCCAGCUACUGCUGAGCUUUUUAUUUGUGGCCAACCUGGGGAUGUGGGUGCCUUCCCUGCUCCUGCUCAGCCCUCCUGGGAUGUGAAAUGGGAUGUUUGUGUCCCCUCAGGCUGUUCUGGGGAUGCUGAGCUGCUCAGGCCAUGCCUGAGCUUCCCCAAAAUCCCAACCCUGGAAGGAUUCCACUCAUCCUUGGAUGGAAUCUUCAGCCUUCCCAAGGGAGGAUGGACCAAGGGCGUGGCACCUGGAUCCUGCCUGAGGUUAUAGGAUGGACAAGCCCGUGGUGGCUGUGGCCCCUUGAGCCAGCCCAUGGCUCCCUGAGAAUUCCCUGGAAUUCCCUAGCCACAGCACCAGGCAAAAUUGCUGCUCCAACCCCCACCAGCAGUGGAAGUUCCCCUUUCUCGUGGAUGCUGCUCCAGAGGGGGACGAUUUUCCUGGACACACGAGCUCACCCAGGCCUCAUUUCAGAGCCCACGAGCCAGAACAGCCCCUCAGGAGCAUUUUUGGGGGGCCAGGAGCAGUUUGGGGGAUCAGGAGCAGGGUCCACACCGCACCCCAGCUGCACCUGGGGGGAGCAAACCCUGGGGCUGAGCUUUGGGGUGUCCCAAAGCCAAACCAAAGGAUCCCACCCACCGGGAAUGUGCCGAAUUCCAGGCUGGCUUUGUGCACAGCUGCAUGUGGUCCCUGGCUGUCCCCUCAUCCCACGCCACCCUCCCCAUCCUGCCUUUGCCCCAAACGAGCUCCCCAAAGCUCCCAACCCGCAAGACCCCCUUGGAUGUAGGUGCAAAAGCCAUAUAUUGUACGCAGCCUUUUCUAGAGUUAGAGAUUCACCAGUUGGCUUUUAACUCUUGAUCCUGAUAGAAAUGCAGGCACAGCUCGAAGCCAGAGAUCCUGCUUGGUCUCUAUUCCAAGAGAGAAGAAAACUCCCUGGAGACAAAAAGGAGAAUUUCAAUAAAAAUCUAUUUUUCUAAGG
Messenger RNA from Catharus ustulatus (Swainson's thrush), 3953 nucleotides. It is a transcript of the gene WSCD2, whose product is annotated as WSC domain containing 2. The coding region runs from base 1143 to 2834 and encodes 563 amino acids. The record is from RefSeq and is a predicted model, not a curated record. NCBI's taxonomy places the organism in Eukaryota, Metazoa, Chordata, Aves, Passeriformes, Turdidae. The transcript is spliced from 10 exons.